Molecule: messenger RNA, 2138 nt
Organism: Ictalurus punctatus (channel catfish)
Lineage: Eukaryota; Metazoa; Chordata; Actinopteri; Siluriformes; Ictaluridae
Gene: miso1
Product: c18h3orf33 homolog (H. sapiens)
Exons: 5
Coding region: 1290-2048 (252 amino acids)
Source: RefSeq, a predicted model, not a curated record
AUUUGCUGUUAUAAUAAGAACCACUCUUCUGGGACGGCAUAUCACUAGAUUUUGGGGCGUGGCUGAGGGGAUUUGUGUUCGUUCGGCUACGGGAGCGGUUUUGAGGACGGGUAUUGAUGUCCGGAUGUCGAGGAGGCUCUAGUUUCUGUUCAUCCCGAAGGUGUUCACUGGGGUCGAGGUCAGGGCUCUGUGCAGACCACUUAAGUUCUUCCACCCCAAUCUUAACACACCAUGUCUUCAUGGAGCUCACUUUGUGCACAAGGGCAUUGUGAUGCUGGAAUGAUGUUUGGGUCUCGUAAGUCCAGUGAAGGGAAAUGGUAACUCUACAUCAAACAAAGACAUUCUAUACAAUUGUGUGCUUCUGACAACAUUUAUAUAGCUCUUUACAUGUAUCCUCAACCGCCAUUAACGUGUAGCAUCCAUCUGCAUGAUAGGACUGCAACCAUAGUGUGCAAUAACCCCCACCACACACCAGCUAGUAGUGGAGUGGAGAGGAGAAGAGAGUGAUGGAGAUUAUGAACAGAUAAGGGCCAAUUUCGUCAGGGCACUGCGGUACAAUAAGGGUCCUGGGAUUUUUAAUGACUCACUUUGUUUUAAGUGCUGCUUUUACUAUACAGUGUCCCUAUACUGGGGAAUUAGGCCUCGCACAGGGGGAGUGUCCACGGCUUGUCUCGCUAAUAUCACUUCGAGCGGCAACCUUAGUUUUCCCCAGGAGGUCUCCCAUCCGGCUACUGGAUAGCUGGAUGGGAGACCUAGGCAGGAACUACAGGAAACCAGGCGAGAACUACAGGGAGAUAUGGCUCUUGCAUAUGACGACGUAGUAACGGUUUGGUGAAGAACCACAUAUGGAUGUGAUGUUCAUGAGUCCACAUACUUUUGACCAUAUAGUGUAUAUAGCUAUUACAUUAUAUAUCGUUAUUAUAAGUGUUAUAUUAAAUCUAUCAUUAGAGAGAACACAUAAUCAUGUUAUCUUGUUUAAUGAUUAUUUCUGUAUAGUACAUAUAUCCUGUAUCUCACGGGCUGCUCACAUCAAUUUAGACUCAAUUAAAUAAUCAAAAGUGCAUGUAUACAGACAUUUACAUCACCUGCGAUAUGCUGCUGUGUUUUCUAAAAAUCUGUUUAGUAUAAAUAUAAAGCCAGUGACAAACGAGUUCAUCAGUCUCUCCAUAGACUUGCGUUGAAGGGGAACUAAAACGCGUUUCCUAUUUUGGCCUAAUUCGGUUUCCGUAUCUAAGGGGCGGGGCCUCCCCUGCUGUUAUUUCCGGGUUUUUUUUUAUUUUGUAAACAACAUGCCGGACUCGUGUGGUGACCGAACAGAGAAAGAGCAGAAGCCUUCUCGGAAUAUUAUAACCACGGUAUCAAAGUUUGCGGAUGAAAAUCUUACUAUUAUCCGGAGCAUCAGCACAGGGCUUGCAGUAGCCGGUGUGAUUAUAAUAGCACGGAGCAUCAGGCUGGUAAAUAUGACCAAAUUCGUCUCCCCGUCUGAAAUCCCGGCCCGCUUCAUUGAGAAAAACGUCAGCAUUAGAGGAAAAGUCAGAAGUGUAACGGAGAGAGGGCUAGAAGUGGAACACAUCCCGAUACAUGUCCCCUUAUUGUCUCCUUUGCUGACGAAACGUCAGGUCGCGACCCCGCUGAGCGUGUGUUUGGCCGGGGUGGAUUUGACCCCAGAGGGCCAUGACUGGCUCGCUGCGACACUGAGGACAGACGAGACGGUGUGGCUACGACUGAUCAGCCGCCAGGACGAGAGCCUCCACUGCCUGGUGUCACUCAGCGGGGGUUUUCUCUUUAACACGUGUGUAAACGAGGAGAUCCUGCUCUUGGGUCUGGGCAGGACGGCGCCUAUCCACGGCCUCGACCCUCACUCGCGUCUCUACUGGAGACUCCAGGCACGGCUGCUGAAGUGUGAGCUCCGGGCCGAGAGGAAGGGCCAGGGCCUCUGGAAACAGGAGAGUCUGAGAGAAAAGCUCACACAAGCCAUCAGAAACAACAGCAUGAUCGCAGCCGUAAAGAGAAUCAUAAAGUGGGCGUCGAGGACGAAGGAUCGGUGAAGAACCGUCAUGGACACCUGAGAAAUACUUUGGAUAAUAAAUAUUUCGCUUGGUUUGGUGGUGCGAUUAAACCAGUUAUACGCAAAAUCA